CUGGCUUUCCCACCCACUCUGCUUAUCCACUCGCGCUCGCCGAGCAAGCGGCCACGAGAUUGGCCACGCGCUCCUCACCUCGCCUUCCCCAAACCUCUCCAAAACCUCGCGGCUGCGGCUUCCAGCGCCAUGCGCGCCUCCUCCUCCGCCGCCCUCCGAGAUGCCGCGCCCGCCCACUAACCCCACGCUCAACCCACCCUUCCUCCCACUCGCCUCCCUUCCCUCGGCGCGCGCCAUCCCGCCCACCCGCCUCUACCCGGAGAAGCGCCCACGACGUCUCAGCUCGGCCGCCGUCUCGGUGGUGGCCUCCACCUCCUUCUCCGCAGACCCGAGCGCGGAGCUGCGAGCACUCUGCUCCCAUGGCCAGCUCGCGCAGGCGCUCUGGCUCCUCGAGUCCUCUGCCGAGCCGCCCGACGAGGACGCCUACGUCGCGCUGUUCCGCCUCUGCGAGUGGCGCCGCGCGGUGGAACCCGGGCUGCGCGCGUGUGCGCACGCGGACGAACGGCACGCGUGGUUCGGGCUCCGCCUCGGGAACGCCAUGCUCAGCAUGCUUGUCAGGUUCGGGGAGACGUGGCAGGCGUGGAAGGUGUUCGCCAAAAUGCCCGAGCGGGACGUCUUCUCCUGGAACAUCAUGGUGGGCGGGUACGGGAAGGCCGGGUUGCUGGAGGAGGCGCUGGACCUGUACCACAGGAUGAUGUGGGCAGGUGUGAGGCCGGAUGUCUACACGUUCCCUUGCGUGCUGCGGAGUUGUGGCGGCGUCCCAGACUGGAGGAUGGGGAGGGAGGUGCAUGCACAUGUCCUCCGGUUUGGGUUUGGGGGCGAGGUUGACGUCCUCAAUGCACUCAUGACCAUGUAUGCUAAAUGUGGGGAUGCUGUGGCUGCACGUAAGGUGUUUGACAGUAUGACCAUGAUGGACUGUAUCUCAUGGAAUGCGAUGAUUGCUGGGCAUUUUGAGAAUGAUGAGUGCAACACAGGGUUGGAGUUGUUUCUUACCAUGCUGGAGGAUGAGGUGCAGCCUAACCUCAUGACGAUAACUAGUGUGACUGUUGCAUCAGGUUUGUUAUCAGAUAUAAGUUUUGCAAAGGAAAUGCAUGGGCUUGCCGUGAAGAGGGGUUUUGCCACCGACGUUGCAUUUUGUAACUCUUUGAUUCAAAUGUAUGCGAGUCUUGGGAUGAUGGGGCAAGCAAGAACAGUGUUCUCAAGAAUGGAUACUAGAGAUGCCAUGUCAUGGACGGCUAUGAUAUCUGGGUAUGAGAAAAAUGGUUUCCCAGAUAAAGCUCUUGAAGUGUAUGCACUGAUGGAAGUGAACAAUGUAAGUCCUGAUGAUAUUACUAUUGCAAGUGCCCUUGCUGCUUGUGCUUGCUUGGGGCGUUUGGAUGUUGGCGUCAAGUUGCAUGAGCUUGCUGAGAGCAAGGGAUUCAUGAGCUACAUCAUAGUUGCAAAUGCACUCCUUGAAAUGUAUGCAAAGUCCAAGCACAUUGAUAAGGCUAUUGAAGUUUUUAAGUGCAUGCCUGAGAAGGAUGUAGUAUCAUGGAGUUCAAUGAUCGCAGGAUUUUGCUUCAACCAUAGGAACUUUGAGGCUCUUUAUUAUUUCAGGCAUAUGCUGGCAGAUGUGAAGCCCAAUUCUGUCACUUUUAUAGCUGCUCUUGCGGCUUGUGCUGCUACUGGGGCUUUGAGGAGUGGUAAGGAGAUCCAUGCACAUGUUUUAAGGCAUGGUAUUGGAUCUGAAGGUUAUUUACCCAAUGCCCUUAUCGACCUGUAUGUAAAAUGUGGCCAGACAGGUUAUGCUUGGACACAGUUCUGUGCGCACGGUGCAAAGGAUGUUGUGUCUUGGAAUACCAUGCUUGCUGGUUUUGUAGCUCAUGGGCAUGGGGAUACUGCUCUAUCGUUCUUCAAUCAAAUGGUGAAAACUGGAGAGUGUCCGGAUGAAGUUACGUUUGUCGCUCUGUUAUGUGCUUGUAGUAGGGGUGGAAUGGUCAGUGAAGGUUGGGAACUUUUUCACAGCAUGACUGAGAAAUACUCUAUUGUUCCAAAUCUCAAGCACUAUGCAUGCAUGGUGGAUCUGCUAAGUCGUGUUGGGCAACUGGCAGAAGCUCACAACUUUAUAAAUGAAAUGCCUAUCGCACCAGAUGCUGCUGUUUGGGGAGCCUUGCUAAAUGGAUGCCGGAUACACCGGCAUGUUGAACUUGGCGAGCUUGCGGCAAAAUAUGUUCUUGAAUUGGAGCCUAAUGAUGCUGGAUAUCAUGUUCUUUUGUGUGAUCUAUAUGCCGAUGCUGGUAGAUGGGAUAAAUUGGCCAGGGUGAGGAAAACCAUGCGGGAUAAAGGAUUGGAUCAUGAUUCUGGAUGUAGCUGGGUUGAGGUUAAAGGAGUGGUCCAUGCAUUUUUAACGGAUGAUGAAUCACAUCCACAGAUCAGAGAAAUAAAUACUGUUCUUGAAGGAAUAUAUGAGCGGAUGAAAGCAUCUGGUUGUGCUCCUGUUGAAUCUCAUUCUCCAGAAGAUAAAGAAGUAUCCAAGGAUGACAUUUUUUGUGGUCACAGCGAAAGACUUGCUGUAGCUUUUGGUUUGAUCAAUACCGCACCUGGCACCCUAGUUUCUGUCACCAAAAACCAGUACACAUGCCAGAGUUGUCACAGGAUAUUGAAGAUGAUUUCUAACAUCGUACGAAGAGAUAUAAUUGUUAGGGACAGUAAUCAACUCCACCAUUUUAAGGAUGGAAGUUGUACAUGUGGAGAUGAAGGUUAUGUGUGAAGGACUUGCAGAGGGGAGGCUAGCUAGCUAUGUUGCAUAUACCCUUGUGCUAUUAUUUAUAUGGUACACGUCAGUCGCUAGCAAGUAGCAGGGCAAGCUGGAUACUUGGCAAGCUCGAGAUAGCCUACAUGGCAGCAGCAGCACUGCUUGGAUCAACAGAACUCAUAUUUUGAGUUAUAUAUAGCAGUUUCGUGCAGAAUAGUUAACUUGUUACAGGGCAAGUGCAGAAAUUAUACUCAUGUAAUGCAACUUCAUAUUCUCACAAAGCAUGCCCAUUGAAGUCUGCUGAAGCUUAUCUUGGAGCUUAUCUUUGCUUCCAACAACUUGCCAAAAAGAAAUAUCAAGAAAGCUUGAGCUAUAGAGGAUAGUUUAGUUGGUGCAUAAUGUUUUGUUGAAUAGGCUUUAUUAGUCUUAACUGUAAUUCUAAUGCCUAUCAACCAUAGUUUAGAGAGAUAUAGAGCUGCAAUUUUGCCAUAGUUAGUCAUAUUAAGUAUGUGAAACUUCAAAUUAUAUAUUUUGGCAUUGCAUUGUGUCCUUUGGUGUAAUUUGGAAAACAAAAGCUGAUAAAUCAUGUACAACUAAAAGGAAAAUCUGGGACGCGGAUUUAUGCUUGGACCAUGCAGAUAGAUAAUUCAAGACUAAGAGUUCCUGUGA
Panicum hallii is the source of this 3403-nucleotide messenger RNA. RefSeq names its product pentatricopeptide repeat-containing protein At1g15510, chloroplastic. The record is from RefSeq and is a predicted model, not a curated record. The coding region runs from base 161 to 2749 and encodes 862 amino acids. Gene Ontology annotation, molecular function: zinc ion binding; protein binding; RNA binding. Lineage: Eukaryota; Viridiplantae; Streptophyta; Magnoliopsida; Poales; Poaceae. The transcript is spliced from 2 exons. Gene Ontology annotation, biological process: RNA modification.